CAGCAACCAAACACACGUACUCAAUCAAAGACGUAUAUAAACUUAACAAUUUUACACGAUGGCAGAAGCGUCAAGCGAGAACUUUGUGUUCCCUUCAGAACCAUUGCUUCUAGCAGGGGAAGUGACCAAGGGCUUUGGCCGUGGUAGUAAAGACUUGGGAUGUCCAACUGCAAACUUACCUCAGUCAGAAGUUGACAAGAUCCAGAAUAGCUAUCCCACAGGGGUGUAUUGGGGGUGGGCUACACUCGAUGACAAAGAGCCGGUAUAUCCUAUGGUGAUGAGUAUCGGAUAUAACCCAUUCUAUGAUAACAAGACUAAGACAGCUGAGGUGCAUAUAUUGCACGAUUUUGAUGGGGACUUCUAUGGGGAGAUGCUGAGGAUUGCUAUACUAGGAUUUUGGCGCGGUAUGAAGAACUACGAGGGCGUGGACGCGCUGAUUGCGGAUAUCGAGAACGAUAAGAAAGUGGCGCGAGAAGAGCUUGCCAAGCCAGAGAAUACCUCUCGGAAGCAUCUUGCAUUGCCUUAAGAGUAUGUAUCAUUGGUAACGUCAAUACACACAUUUUUUAACACCA
Messenger RNA from Sphaeroforma arctica JP610, 572 nucleotides. RefSeq lists its product as hypothetical. Gene Ontology annotation, biological process: FMN biosynthetic process; riboflavin biosynthetic process. Gene Ontology annotation, molecular function: riboflavin kinase activity. NCBI's taxonomy places the organism in Eukaryota, Ichthyosporea, Ichthyophonida. The transcript has a single exon. The record is from RefSeq and is a predicted model, not a curated record. Bases 59 to 526 code for a protein of 155 amino acids.